This is a messenger RNA of Hippocampus zosterae (dwarf seahorse), 2128 nucleotides long. It is a transcript of the gene npffr2a, whose product is annotated as neuropeptide FF receptor 2a. Gene Ontology annotation, biological process: regulation of MAPK cascade; regulation of cAMP-dependent protein kinase activity; regulation of adenylate cyclase activity. The coding region runs from base 264 to 1541 and encodes 425 amino acids. Gene Ontology annotation, cellular component: membrane. Gene Ontology annotation, molecular function: peptide binding; opioid receptor binding; neuropeptide receptor activity. NCBI's taxonomy places the organism in Eukaryota, Metazoa, Chordata, Actinopteri, Syngnathiformes, Syngnathidae. The record is from RefSeq and is a predicted model, not a curated record. The transcript is spliced from 3 exons.
GCGUGCACGCUCCGGCUACAAUGGACAUCAUAUCCUUUUGCGAAGGCGGCGCGGGAAAGCGCCUUCCAAUCAAGGGCCGAGCGGCCGGCUGAUUUCGGUGCCUUCUGAGCAUUUGUGGAAGAUUUUCCCGGGGCGGGGGCCGAGCAGGUUGGAAAUUGGAAUGUGAAAUCUGGCAGCGGGAGAUUCGGGUGCUCAUUGGGACGCGGGAACGGCCGCGAAAAAGGCGGCCUUCUCCCUUUCGGCGUGCUGCACUUUUCCCGUCAAUGAAAUGCGCUUGGGUCUCCAGGUUGAAAAUGAGCCUGCAAGCGCACAACGUGACGUUGUUCAACGCUUCGCGGGAGGAGGCGGCGGCGACGGCGGAGGAGGAGGAGGAGGCGGACGUCCUCGGCGCCGGGAACAAGGUGACCUACGUGGGCUUCUACCUGCACCGCCCGUCCACGGCGGCCGUCUUCGUCGUGUCCUACCUGCUCAUCUUCCUGGUGUGCCUGGCGGGCAACGGCGCCGUGUGUUUCGUCGUGCUGCGCGGCCGCAGGAUGCGCAGCGUCACCAACGUCUUCAUCCUCAACCUGGCCGUCAGUGACCUCCUGGUGGGCAUUUUCUGCAUGCCCACCACACUGUUGGAUAACAUCAUCACAGGGUGGCCCUUUGGAAGCCUGGCGUGCAAGCUGAGCGGCACGGUGCAAGGCAUCUCCGUGUCGGCGUCCGUCUUCACCCUGGUGGCUAUCGCCGUGGACAGAUUCCGAUGCAUCGUCUACCCGUUCAAGCAGAAGCUGAGCAUCUCCGCCGCCGCCGCGAUCAUCGUCACCAUCUGGGUCCUGGCCGUGGCCAUCAUGUGUCCGUCGGGCGCCAUGCUGCAGGUGACGCGGGAGCAAAGCAUCCGAGUGGUGCUGGGCUCCGACAACCGAACGGCGCCUUUCUACUGGUGCCGGGAGAACUGGCCCAACCGGGAGAUGCGCAGGAUUUACACCACCGUGCUGUUCGCCAACAUCUACCUGGCCCCGCUGUCGCUCAUCGUCGUCAUGUACGCGCGCAUCGGCGUCACGCUCUUCAGGACCUCGGCGCCCGGGGGCGGCGGCGUCUCCAAGAAGAAGCGGCGGGUGAUCAAGAUGCUCCUGGUGGUGGCCUUGCUCUUCGUGCUGUCCUGGCUGCCCCUGUGGACCCUCAUGAUGCUGAGCGACUACGCCGGGCUCACGCCGCGGCAGCAGCGCGUGGUCAACAUCUACGCGUACCCCUUGGCCCACUGGCUGGCCUUUUUCAACAGCAGCGUCAACCCCGUCAUCUACGGCUUCUUCAACGAGAACUUCCGGGCGGCCUUCAGGUCGGGCCCGCGCGCGGCCGACGCCCGGCGGGGGAGAAGGUACUCGCGGCGGCCGCGGCCUGACUCGACGCCGCCGGCCGAUGAGGAUCCCGUCUCGCCCGACGGCCCGGAUCCCAGCGGCUGCGGGCGGGUGCGGCGGCUCGCGGAGCGGGACCUGGUCUUGGAGGACUUGGAGGAGAAGGGCUCCCGCAGUAGCGGCGGAGGAACGGCCGUGUCCAUUUGAGCCGCCGAUGGGCUUUGGCGCUUUUCUCUCACGACUUCUUCAGGAAACGGGGCCUCGCGGCCGCGCUUUCCUCGGGAAUCUUGGCUGUGGACCUCAACCCCCACCAAAUAAAUCGCGUGUCCAUUUCUAAAGAGCAAUCGUCAAGAUGCGCAAAGCGCUUUGCGGCUCGGAUUACGUGAAAAGCUACCGAAGCCACUUUUCCGUCACUUUGGCUUUUGGCGUGAGACAACGCUUUUGGGGUUGUUUUGCUGGUAGACUUGUAGAAAAAAGAACGGCAUGCCUUGGACUGAUUUACAGCACCGAUAUGCAGAAAGCUUGUGCCGCUACCUGCUUUUUAGCAGCUGCUAUGCGUGCUCACGCAAGCAUUGCUUGCUUUUAUCAUUCGUCAAAAGCUUUUUGAAUGACAUUUACUUGAAACGGACACAAAAAAAGCUCUCAUGUUGUAUCUGAUGGGUCAAAGUCCAACAAAAUCACGCCGUUUCAGAUCGCCAAUGCGAUACGCAUGGGCCACGGCAAUGAUAUUUUUUCGAUACACGGGGAUGCAUCUCUCUCUCUCUCUCUCUCUCUCUGUAUAUACGGCGUCGUUC